AGAUAUAAAUACAUCGACGAUCGAACGCUCAAUUGUCAUUUAGUCGAAAAUGUCAAUCAAGUGCCUAAUAGCGAGUUUGGUCCUGCUACUUAUUCAUGGUUCGGCAGGCCAAAAAUGCAAUGCAAGAUCGUUCCAACGCUUGUGUGUCACCGACGGCAGUAAUGUGGUGCUAGAAAACGAAAAGCUUUCACUGACUAUUAACAAAGCAAAGGCACAGAUCAGUGCACUUUAUUAUAAUUCGCCUAGUGAUAGUAGUAUCAAGUCAACUAACCUGCUGAGAGGCGGCUCUGGCUAUUACAUUGCCGUUAUUAGUGUCGACGGUAAGAGCGUGAACACCGGCCCUGAUGUGGGAGAAAUGAAAAUUAGACAAAAUGCUGAAUACAUCGACCUGGCAUUCAUAAACAAGAACACAAGCAAUUGGCCAAUUCACUUCGAGCUUCAUUUAGUCCUUGAAAAGGAUUCACCCAUAUUUUACUACUACACCAUUCACAAGUAUUUGAGAGAUGGUUACACCGCCAGUCAGCUAAGGUGGGCAAUAAGGGCCAAUGCAGACCCAUUCAAGUACUAUAGCGUGGACGGAAAAAGAGCGGGCCGUAUGCCUACCCAACAGGCUAUAAACUCGGCUGAGACGUUACAGGACUGGACCUACAAAUUGUCAGAUGGUUCAGUUUAUUCGAAAUAUCAGCAAAUAUCAAAUAAUGAGUACCUACACACUGUGUUCGGUAUUUAUGGCGAUCGAAUCGGACUAUCUGUACUGCAGACACACAAAGAGUGGGUCAGUGGCGGACCAUUCAAACAGAGCCUGACAACACACACCGGACAAAUGCUGCUCUUCUGUGAACACACGGGGCAUUACGGUACUCCAGAUGUGGUACCCACCAAGGGAUGGAGUAAAGUGUACGGUCCGAUCGGCUUCUAUCUCAAUGAUGGCAAAAGUCUUUCGCAAAUGUAUCUUGACGCUCAGAGACAAUUAAAAGAAGAGGGGAAGAAGUGGCCGUACAAGUUUGUUACCGCACCAGAGUACAAUGCCCAAGGCAGAGGCAGUGUGUCAGGGACACUUAAUGUGAAUGGAUCGCCGAAUAAACAGUGGGCUUACCUUAUUCUGACCGAACCUCAUGUGGAUGAUCCCCAGUUCGAAACGGCCACUUACAUGUAUUCAACAGUUGCUGCAACAAAUGGUAGAUUUUCAAUACCGGCCGUAAGACCAGGCAAUUACAAAUUGCAAGUGAUAGCCAAAGGUGUGGUUGGAAGAUACAUUCAAACUAACGUUAAUGUGGAAUCGAAUAAAAACACAAAUCUAGGCACUAUCAAUUGGCAGGAAGAGCGUCAUGGCAAACAGCUCUGGCAGAUCGGUGUGCCUGAUAGAGACUCUGGAGAGUUUAAAUCGCCACCCGGCUAUCCAUCACCUAUCCCUAAUUUGGAAGAGUAUCGCAAGUUUGGGACAUGGCUCAGCUAUUCCAAGACAUUUCCUAAUGAUCCAGACUUCACAGUAGGUAGUAGCGACCCGGCUAAAGACUGGGGUUAUUUCAUGCCCAUGAUCAAGACACCUGGCUUCCCUGCUCAACUCAAAAUGGUCAAUAUCACCCAAAAUACGCAACCUACCAACUGGAAAGUUAGAUUCGACUACAGUGGAUCAACCGGAGGCACCGCUACAUUGACUCUGGGAUUUGCUGCUAAUGUCAAAGCCGGCAUUCGUGCAGUGAUUAACGGUAAAGAGAUUUUAAAGGUAACCGGGUUUGAUGGACCGAAAGCCGAUUCUGCACUGUUUCGUCAGGCAGCACAUGGUAUAUUCCGCCAACAAACUGUGACGUUCAGUGCCUCACUACUGAAGGCUAAGAAUAUUUUAGAGUUCACGCCUCCCGGCCCAGUGAGUGCGAAUCAUUUUGACAAAAUGGUGAUGUGGGACUUCUUGAGAAUGGAAGUCAGCAAUUAAUUAUGCUUUUGUAUACUUUAUGUCAAAAAGUUUCAAGUAUUAUCUAAAGAUUAUCAAUGAAUAAAAAUUAAAAAUCAUUAUGAACCAAG
Molecule: messenger RNA, 2022 nt
Organism: Agrilus planipennis (emerald ash borer)
Lineage: Eukaryota; Metazoa; Arthropoda; Insecta; Coleoptera; Buprestidae
Product: rhamnogalacturonate lyase-like
Exons: 6
Coding region: 50-1933 (627 amino acids)
Biological process (GO): carbohydrate metabolic process
Molecular function (GO): catalytic activity; carbohydrate binding
Source: RefSeq, a predicted model, not a curated record